AUGCCUGCCGAAAGAAGAUCCUUUACUGCGACCCGCCCGGUCAAGACCGAGCGUACGCAUGAGGAAAAUCAAGAGCGUGACCGUAGCCUGGAGGCUCGUAUUGAGUCUGCAAGAAGAGCAUCUGAGAUACAUAAGAAGCGCACUGGGCGUGCACUUCGAGUUACUGAGCAAGAUGUCAUCAACGAAGAGAUGUAUGAAGAGGAGGAUGACGAUCUGCCGACUCAGUACCAGAGGCUCAACGCACAUUUGCACACCACCUCUGUGAUGUUCAACAAGAAACUGCAUGAUUACAUCGCGACACAGCAUGGAGUCAGAAACAUGUUCAUGUCGCAGUACCAGAAUCCAUCAUUCCAACAGUUUGGAAGUCAGAUGUCGCCACAAAUCAACGGCGCCUUUGGACAGAACAAUUGGUUAAAUCCCACUAUGAUGCCUCCUCAGCAGUCUGCCCAGCAAACAUCACAAAAUUUUGGUCAACAGGCGCAGGCCACGCAGCCACAGGGUGUUCGCUCAUCACCAUACCACAUCCCUCAAAGAUCGCAUCAGCGCUCGGCUUCUAUCGCCGUCCCAACUGCCAUGGAUGCGUACCUGCCGCAGGGCGCCUCGGCGUCCCACGAUGCACGGAGGAUGUCGAUGCCAGCGCAAGCAGGGAUGGACGACCAGUCUCGACCGGCUGCUUCUCGCAAAUCUUCCUUCGUUCUCCAGCAGCCUCCUUCACCACUGACCGACACGGCUUCGCCAAGAUCUGGGUCAGGUCAGCGAACACCGCAGCUCCAGGCCGAUAAUGAGACAUCUGUCUCAACCUUUACUCAAGCAAACUACUCCUUGGGGUCGCAAAUGCUCAGCGGCGCUAAUCCGCUAUCGAUGGCCCUGCCUGCCGAGUCGCAGCAAUUCGUUGGGUCUGUCCUCGAUCCCAAUGACCCUCGCACAGCUAUGUUUAUGAGUGGCAGUGAGCACAUAGCGCAGCCCUUCGCUCCGACAUACACCUACAACCCAAACUACUCGCCCAAAGCUUUAAAGUCAGGCAGCAACAUCACGCUCAGCAUGCCGCAGACCGGUAUCAAGUCAGAAAGUGCAGCCGACACAUGUGCGCCAAUCUCUUCCGGCCUGUACAAUAACGAGUCGUUCCUUACUCCUGGCAAUGAAGCGUACGGCGCUUUCUUCGACUUCCAGUCCACGGAUUUUGCUCAGCCUGGUGAUGAGCCUAGCACCAACGAGCAGCUCAUUGACGGUUCCAGCUUCGUGAACUGGGAUUAG
Molecule: messenger RNA, 1254 nt
Organism: Boeremia exigua
Lineage: Eukaryota; Fungi; Ascomycota; Dothideomycetes; Pleosporales; Didymellaceae
Exons: 2
Coding region: 1-1254 (417 amino acids)
Source: RefSeq, a predicted model, not a curated record